UCCCAGCACCAACUCUCCCCUUCCCUACCUCCUGCUCUCUCCCUCAGCAUCCUUCACUCUCAGUAUGCCCCCCCCCCCUCCCAGCCUCUUCUCACACUCUCCUUCCAUACAACUCACAUUACAGAAGUGCCUCGUACAAAAGUGCCAUGCAGAAAAAAAAAUGUACACAGACACCCGACGGUGAUCAAAAAAUAUGAAAACAAUGGUUUUUUCCGCCUAGUGUCGUGAUCUGAAUUACAAUUUCCAAUAUAACUCCGUGUGAAGCAGCGCCUCCUAGGACUUCUUGAGGAAUUAUACAACGCUUGACUAAACUUUUAAGUAUUACCUAGCUGGUGCAGCAAAGUCAACAUUUAACGGUGUGACGAACUGAUAAUAAUAGCGACAUUUGUGAUUACAAGAGUCGAACACUAUAGUGAUUACACGUAUCAGUGCGGUGUUUAUCUUGUGUUAUCAAAAGGGUUUGUUACUGGUGAUGGUGAUUACAUGUUUAGGUGAGGGUUUGUCUUGGUGUUGAGACAAAAGAUGGCACAUCAAGUUAUUGUGUCAGGUUUAAAGCCUACUGACUAUACGGUUAUUAAAAACGCAGUUCACAUAUAAACUAAUAAUCAAGAGCAAUUUAAUCCCUGAAAUAGUUUCUAAAGUAAAUUCUCAAGAGCAAUUUAAUCCCUGAAAUAGUUUCUAAAGUAAAUUCUCAAGUGUUUACAUUUACACUGAAAAAAAUAUAGACCUCGCUGUAUACAAUUAAAUAAACCUCUUGGUGUAUAUACACUAAGAAACUUCGUAUUCUCUGUACACUAAAAAUUAAGCAUAUCGCUGUGUAUAUUGCCUGUGAGAGCCUUGAUUACAAACAAGUUGACUAGUACCAGAACAACUGGAAGAGCAGGUCUUCACCAGCUCUCAAUAGUGUGCGCCCCAGUGACCUUUCUGUUAACACCAAAACUAACAAAAACUAUUACGUCUCUUGGAAGAAAACCAACGCAAGGAUCAAUGUAGGACAAGGGACAAAUUAGCAAAGUACAACAACUACCGUCUACCCUAACCCCUGGACACUGAGUUCACCACUACAAGGCUAUUGUAUCUUUGCUACUGGUGAAAUUGUGACCCCAUACCGUGAUCUAACACCCCGACAUCUUUUGCCCUGGUCCGUGACACUUGACAAAUGAAAACAUGUGACCUGUGAUAAUGCAGUGUGCCUGUGUUCUCUUAUUUUAUUCGCGAGAAAGAGCUAACCCUGUACAAGUCAUACAAGCGCCAGGGACAAGAGGUAAUAGACGUCCAGUCUACGGAAGGGAUCAAGAGCCCUUCGCCAGUCAAGAUGCCUCUGCGUGAGCCGCCGCCCCACGUCAAGGCAACCUUUGGGUUGAUGGGGGUUGUGGGUAUGGUGGUGAACUUCGUUCUCUUCAUCAUGGACAUUAUCUCAGAUGCCCUACUGGCAUUCGUACUAUGGAAACAGGCCAAGGAGGAUGAGUUCAGUACUGAGCCAAUCACCUGGUUUAUCAUCACACUCUGCAUCAUCGUCCUGCCCAUGGUUGUCAUCAACAUCUUCAGUUUGUGGUGGUACUGGCAAAACAAACAAUGUCUGGGCGACUACUGUGUCUUCCACAAGAUGAGCGCACUGCAAACUGUCGUCAGAGUUAUAUUCCAUAUCAUCCUGCUUGGACCGCUUAUUCGGUACGUGGAUAUUAUAAGAUACGGCGUGAAGAUGAAGAGAGAGGUUAAACACGUGGAGAUGGGUCACAAUCAUGCUGCUGUACUAAGAAGAACGCCUAAAGGUGAAGUUCAUGCUGUUCUACAGAUGAUUAUCUCACGAGACACCGCCAUGUUGGAUAUGAUGCACAGUUUCCUGCAAGAUGCACCACAACUCAUAUUUCAGAUUUUCCUGUUGUACCGUAGUCCUGGAAUUAUCACUGGCAAAGAAGAUGCGACUGUUCUAACAACAACAGUACAGAUAUGGAAAAUCCUGCUGGGUGUAUUCGCCAUGUCUUGGUCGUUAGUGUCGUACCAGGAUGAACUACGUCGUUCAGUGCCAGAUAAACAACAACUGUCUUGUUGUGCCACCACCACCUGCCUCUUGUGGCGGGCAUCUAUGCUCGCCUCCAGAAUAAUCACAAUCGGGUCGUUCUCCGCAAUACUCCAUCCAAAUCAGGACCCAAGAUCUGUGUACUUACUACGUUGGACUGACUCCCAGGGAAACAUAGUCAUAGCGUAUCCCAUUGUCACUGUGUGUGUGUUGGCGGCUCACUGGCUUAUAAUGACUGCCUGGAUAUACGCACAGAAAACAACAUUCUGUGCGCAGGGAGACAACAGCACCCACCCAGUGUUGGAAUUCUUGUACAACUGUGUCAUCGGGUUUGUUCAUGUGUUCUGUUACAUUAAUGUCAAGGACACACCAUCCCGCAAACGAAUGGUAUUCUUCUACGCCUUCUGUCUUAUUGAGAAUUCCGCCAUGAUCGCCAUCUGGUAUGUACAGAUGGUGGUCUAUCCUGAAUCAAUUCGAGUGGUAAUAGUAUUUACCGUGGAGGUUCUGUGGGUGAUAGGAGUGUGCAGUGUCAUCGGUUAUUACGCCUUCCUGCACCCCGACCACACCAGUAUUAUCCAUCAAAGUAAUUCAGCUUCCUGGCGUCAGUGACGCACAAACUUUGUUAGGCGCCAGCGCAGGUACUCAUUCAAGCUAACUUAGCAGUAUCAUUAUACGGUAUAUGACUUACACCUACCAUUAUUUCCAGGCUCAGACUUGAAACUCGCUACUUCAUCUUCACUUCCCAAAUUUCAUCCUCGCGUUCACUCAUUAUGGACAAUUUAUCAUGUGUUUAUCUAAUGUAUGGCAUGUAUAUCUCAUUUAUUAUACAUUUUUUCCUUUUAUUCUCCUUGGCACUAUUAUAAAUAUAAUCAGUGAUUUGUAUAUGAAGGUGUUUUUAUUAAUUCGUGAUAAAGGGCCUCCUGCAAUACCAAUAAAUCGGAGUCAAUAAAGUUUCAUUUAGUAAAGCUACAAUUCAAUAUUUGUAUUAACUUCCUCAGUUACUCAUAAAAGAUCUAUUAUAGCAAGUAAUUAAUCGUGAUCAAUUUAUAUACGUGAUACCUCAAGGCAGCUCACUCUGAACAUGCUAAUUACGUUAUCAUUUAUACACAUUACAUAGAUUAUAUUAAUGGGAGAGCACUAAACCUACAUGUAAGGGUCGUACAACACCUGAAGAAAUGGAAGACUAUAAGGUUGUAUCCAAGGGAGGACAAUUAUGUAACCAAGGGACUUGGUCCUUGGUUUCUGAAUUCAUUUAGUGGAGUUUCUCGGUCUUUCUCGAGUCGUUACAUCAACGUCCGUUAAGUCGAGGGGUUAAUUUCUAUUCAAAAUUGUUUUGUGGAUAUUACUAUUGCAACUUUCUGCAAUUUAACCUCCAUGUGAUCCAAAUCCUACUUUAUUUACAGUAGUUUUCUGAGUAAAACAGCAGACUUAAAAUUUAGUUUUUAAACAGUUAAAAAAUGAAGUGAAAAUCGUACAUAAAUAAAAGCAAACUGUCAUUAAUUGAAAAGACAGACAGGGAGUUAUCCGCUGCUCAAAAAAAAAAAAAAUAAAUAAAUAAAAAAUAAAGAAAAUUUGACUGGUCAAUUGUCAAUGUUUGUACCCGCAUGUUAUAUUUUACAUAUAGUGUCCCUCUUCCUCUAGCAGUACACAGGUAUCUAGCAGCUGGUAGAGUUGUGUCGUACACGAAGCAAUGACUCCAAACAGAAUUUUGUAAUAUUUUUAAUAUAAUCUAAUAA
Molecule: messenger RNA, 3756 nt
Organism: Cherax quadricarinatus
Lineage: Eukaryota; Metazoa; Arthropoda; Malacostraca; Decapoda; Parastacidae
Product: XK-related protein 7
Biological process (GO): apoptotic process involved in development; phosphatidylserine exposure on apoptotic cell surface; engulfment of apoptotic cell
Cellular component (GO): plasma membrane
Source: RefSeq, a predicted model, not a curated record